Aedes aegypti (yellow fever mosquito) is the source of this 2906-nucleotide messenger RNA. It is a transcript of the gene rha, whose product is annotated as centrosomal protein of 120 kDa. The transcript has 5 exons. The record is from RefSeq and is a predicted model, not a curated record. The coding region runs from base 150 to 2786 and encodes 878 amino acids. Lineage: Eukaryota; Metazoa; Arthropoda; Insecta; Diptera; Culicidae. Gene Ontology annotation, biological process: interkinetic nuclear migration; centrosome cycle; positive regulation of centriole elongation. Gene Ontology annotation, cellular component: centriole; centrosome.
CAACCUUCUGUUUGUUUACAUUCAUCGUGAGAGCGGCCCAAAAAUAACGGAAAGAAUCGUAAUUCUGAAUGAAGUCGUCCACAUAACUGUAAUUAGCGUAUCCAAUUUCAAAUUCUUGAUAGAUGUAACAGAACACCAAGUGCCUUUCCAUGGAUCGACCCUCUGACCAGCUCGUUAUCGCACUGCACAUUUUGGACGCCAUCAACUUCCACCGGCCGAAAAACACCCCGAUCCUGUUCAGCGCCUCACUGGACCGGAAUGUGCUGGAAACGGAUUGUCGCCUUCCGGGCAUUGCUUCCACCAGCUUCGACAGCAAUCUGGUCUGGGAAACGGAUCGCCGCUCGGUCAAACGGAUGAAAACCGAAAAUCUGCCCAUCAAGCUGGAAUGUUACGAGGUGGAUGUUCCGGCCGCUGAACAACAGCCGUUGCAACGGACACUUAUUGGACACUUGGUCCUACCGUUGAGGUCAGUUCCCUUGCUCGCUUCGGCCAAGGCGGACAGCGUAAAAGCACGGUGGUUUCGGAUCAUAGGAUUAUCCACUCCAGAGUGGAAAAGCCACAAACCGGAAGUCCAACUGACCGUGGUCAUAACGGAUAGAGAGUAUUUGAACCCCGUUCGGCGGAAGGGGCAAGAUUCCGAGAAGGAACCAGACCGUAGUUUGGUCAUUUUCACCAAUCCGGAACCGUCACGGUUGGGAUCCGGCGAGGGACUUCCGAUUCGAUUGUUGGAAGAGCGGGGGCUUCUGCAAGUGGGAUCCCAUGAGCAGGAGUGCGACCUUUUCCUGGUCAAGAUAAUCCUAAAGUAUGCCAAACAGCUGCGGAGAUUGGUUCCGGAAGGGGAGAUGGGUGGCUUCCAGAUGCGGUACGAUUUGCUGGGCGAUAGCUAUCCGUGUUCGCUGGAGCGACGGUCGAAUGGGACGAUAGCCAUUCAGGAGAAGAUUGUCAUCAAUUUUAGGACGUCGUUGCAUUCGCUGAAGAGAUAUUUUGAGGAAGUGUUUGUCGUCCGGUUGGAAGUGCUGUACGAUGGGAACGUGAUAGGUCGUUGCUACUUCCGGUUCGGUGAUAUGAUACGAGAUGAACCACUAUCAGAGUUUCUGAGCAGGCAUCAUGAGUCUUCUACUCAGGAGGUUGAGAAAUUCUUCCCAAUCGAACCCGCAGCUUCCAAACAUGAGGAUAAACGCGAUGUAGAUGAAAUUUCGGAUCGAUCCUCAACUGUAGUUCCGGCUAUCAAAUGCAAAUUCAGCCUUAGGUACCUUUCUUCCGAUCGUGCUAAACUCGUUUCGGAACCCAGCCGAGAAAAGAUAGAAUCAGCUCCGGUAGAUGAUCUUCCUCUUGUGGAAAUUCCAGAGGUUCCUUCCAUUCCAUCGAUAAAUCUCAACCAGACACGACAACUUCCGGUUGCGCCCACAACCCCACCUGAGAAAACGGACAUCGAUUCGAUUCUGCAUUGCGAGGAUCGCGAUCUCAGAGACAUCCCGCGCACCUUCAGCUACAACCUAUUGCUUCAAAGCGUGAAGUUCGCCCAUAGGCCACCACCCGGUCUCUGGCAGCUGUCUCUGUACCAUCCGCGAGCGGACACUCCCUUCACCAAGCUGACCAUGGAGGUGGACUCGAUCGAAUCGGAAACCGUGGAGUUUCCGAACCUUCAGCUGCAGUUGUACUUCUCGUCGCUUCCGGAUCGAGUGCUGACAACGAUCACCGCUGAGUGUUCAAAACUGACCGUGAACGGUCCGCACGGAUUGUUCGGAUUUGCCCGGUUGGAUAAUCAAAGUCUGGUCGUUGGAACCAAGGAGAAGCAGGCUGGUGUGCUGAUUCUGGAGAACCAAACUGGCGAGAGCAUUGGAAUGGCGACCGUGUUCAGCUUCCUCGAUGAAGUGGGGAUAAACUUCAACAGUCGAACUCCGAAUGGAGGGCCGGAAGUGGCGGUGUCCGAGCAAGCCUUUAGAGGUCAACUGGACGAUCAGUUGUCGUACAAAAUGUUGGAGGAACUGAAACAAUGGAUGGUGGAACAGAAGCAGCAGUUUCUGAUCGAGCUCAAGCAGAAGGAGGUUGCGCAUCUGACGAAAUUGACCGCCGAGUGGAAGCGGAAGCAAGCCAAGGAAAAAGAGUUUCAGGAAUUAUCGCAACGAUUAGAGUACGCCUCCGCUUUAACGGCCGCCCUCGAGGAGACGAAAAAGAAUCUCGCCCUUCAAACUGCAGAACGCGCCAACCAGGACAAGUCACAGGAAGAGCUUCGCGCCAAAUUGGAGCGAUCCCAUCAGCAACAGCUCGCCGACAUUCGCGAGAAAACCACCCGCCUGGAAGAGGACUUGAACCAUCGAACCAAACUGCAGAAACUACGCUGCCAGGAGCUGGAGGAACGAAACGAUUCCUUAGUUCGGGAUAACGAUGUGCUGAGACGUGCCAACGAGCAACUGGAGCAACGAUUUUUGGAAAUGAAAAACGAACUUCGAGAAACGGUAGGGCACCGAACGGAACUUGAGCGACGAUUUCAGGAGGUGGAGAAAUCGAAGCUCUUCUACAAGCAACAGUGGGCCAAAAUGAUUCGGGAGAUGCACAAGACAAAGCUGGAAGACGAGCAGAAGCUGGGUGAUUUGAUCCAAGGCAAGGAGUGUAAGCCGCAUAAGAAGAGUUCGUGGUGGAAUGAUGAGGGCGUGGGGGACGGCAGUUGUAGUGCCGCUAAGGAACAGCGAGAGCUGGACACGGUGCAUGGAUUACUGUUUCAGCAUUCGAAUUCGCAGCGUCAUCACCCUCAUCAGUGCUGUGCGAAGAGUUGGGAUGGGUGACAUGACCAGACGGUUGUAUGAAUUGUAUAAAGACUGAUUGAUGUAUAUUUUAGAAGUAAUUUAUUUAUGUAAAUUAUUUUAUAGUUACAUUUUUUAAUCGCAAAAAAAAUAUACUCUGUU